AUUGUCGUGUACGAUAUAGGAAACCGCCGAAGCCGCAACCCCAGCAAACACACCGGUUGAAUCUGAGCGGAGGCGGCGGUCCCCCCCGGCGGAAGACGUCUGGUUACGCGCGGCCGCAGUUCGCAGGUCCCAUGGAGUUGGAGACGUUGAUGGAGGAAGGGGCCUCGCCCGGCCCAGGUAGCCGAGAAGGCGACGCGCCGACGGCGGACGACGGCACUCGCGCAUCGCUCUCCAACGGGGACAAAGCUCCGCAUCGCCAUCGACAGCAACAACAACAACAACAACCACAACAAGGACAAGAGCAACUCAACUCGGCCGCCGCCAUGAAAUCGAAUUCCGAGCGUCCGCGCAGCUCGCUCAACCUUUACCUGGCCGCAUGCACGGUGAACAUGGGCGCGCUGGCCGCCGGUUGCGCACUCACGUGGUCGUCGCCGACUCUGGUCAAGCUUGAAAACGGCGACACCGGCAUGAAGAUCUCAAGCGACCAAUCCUCCUGGGUGGGCUCGCUGGUGACGCUAGGCGCGGCCAUCGGGCCGAUACUCGCCGGACUCCUGCUGGACCGGUUGGGUCGCAAGAACACGAUCCUCUUGAGCAUGAUACUGUCGGCCAUCUCAUGGAUCAUCAUCGGCGCGGUGCCCGGUAUCUUUUCGCUGUAUGUGGCCCGGGUGUUGGCUGGUAUCGCCGUCGGUAUCAUUUUUACCGCCGUCCCGAUGUACAUCGCAGAAAUAGCAGAGAUGCGUUUGAGAUCGUCGUUGGGCACACUGAUGCAGUUCUUCUUGGUCGUCGGAUUUUUACUCGAAUACAUUGUCGGACCAUACACUUCAUACCUGACGUUGGUCAUCGUGUCCCUGGCGACACCCGUCCUGUGUUUCGGCAUGUUCGUGUGGAUGCCGGACUCGCCACAAUCGCUGUUGAUACGGCCAGGGGGAGAGCAGAAGGCCAUGGAAUCGUUGAGGUGGUUGCGCGGUAACCCACAAGAGACAGCUCUGAUCAAAGAGCUCGAAGAGAUCAAGAAAUCCGUUGACGAAUCGAAGAAACAAAAGUCUGGUUUCGGCGAACUUUUCUCCAACAGAGGUAACAUCAAGGCGGUGAUCAUAUCCUGUGCCAUGGUAGCUUGGCAGCAGCUCAGCGGCAUCAACGUGGUGCUGCUGUACAGCGAGAAAAUUUUCUUGAAAACUGGCGUCGAACUCUCUGCCAGCGUGUCCACAAUAAUCGUCGGGACGGUGAUGUUGUUCGCUGCCGGUCUGACGCCGACAUUGGCUAAGAUAACUACCAUGAGAAUGCUGCUGUACAUUUCGGCAAUCGGAAUGGCAAUUACUGACGGAACGCUUGGCCUGUUUUUCUACUUACAAGAAUCAGGAAGUGAUGUGAGUUCUAUCGGAUGGUUACCGGUCACAAGUUUGGUGCUUUUCAUUAUCACUUAUUGUCUUGGUUUCGGUCCGCUGCCAUGGGCUAUUAUGGGAGAGAUAUUCCCGACCAAUCUUAAGUCCGGGGCUUCGGCUUUAACGGCCAGUUUCUGCUGGCUUCUGGGCUUCGUAUUGACAAAGUUGUUUAGUGCGGUGUCCGAUGCCAUCGGCAUAUAUUCUGUAUUUUGGAUAUUUGCCGUGUGCUGUAUAUUUGCGCUGUUGUUUACGGCGUUUUUGUUGCCACAAACCGAAGGCAAGACACUUCAAGAAAUCCAGGACAUAUUGCACGGCAGAAACAAGUCCUCGAACCACAAAAUGACCAGAGCAUGAUACAUGAUACAAUUUUGUACAAAAGUGACUGAUUAUUUUUCAUUUGAUUAAAGCUUCUCUAAAUUGUCUACACUAUAUUUAUAUUUAUGAAAUAUAAUAUUUCAUAAAUAUAAAUAUAUGUGAAAGACAACAGCCAAUAAAUUAAUUAUUGUUAGUCUUAAAACCAGAUAUUAGGUACAUAAUAUAUAGGUACAUUAAUACGAUUCAAAAAUCAAUACUGUAAAUUUUGUACUCAAUAUUUUUAUUUUUUUUUAUUUUAUAUAAUGAAGACUUUACUUAUACAUUAUUUGUUUAUUGUAAUAAUAUUAUUAAUAUUUAAAAGAAACUUAUCACACACCACUAUUCCAUCAAACACGAUCCAAUGCCGUGGUAGGUGCACUUUUAUCAUUAUAGUUUACAAUUGUAUCCGUGAAAUAGGUAUAUAUUUUGUCACACUAUUGAAUAACAUUAUAAUAUGUAUACCAAUAAUAUGUAAAUUUAUUAUUUUUUCAUUUGUUAAAAUCAAAGAGUAAAAAUAUUUUUGUAGCAUUUGUUGAAUAUAUUAUAAUUUUUUAAGUA
Acyrthosiphon pisum (pea aphid) is the source of this 2294-nucleotide messenger RNA. RefSeq names its product facilitated trehalose transporter Tret1. The transcript is spliced from 6 exons. The record is from RefSeq and is a predicted model, not a curated record. Bases 132 to 1736 code for a protein of 534 amino acids. Gene Ontology annotation, molecular function: sugar transmembrane transporter activity. Gene Ontology annotation, biological process: transmembrane transport; carbohydrate transport. Gene Ontology annotation, cellular component: membrane. Lineage: Eukaryota; Metazoa; Arthropoda; Insecta; Hemiptera; Aphididae.